AUGUCCAAUUCCAGCGACUCCAGUCCCGGAAACUGGAUUACCGGCAGCUACACCGGUAACAGUGAUGGAGUCAAGAUCACCAUCGCGACAUUUGUCGGCGUCGCCUGGUAUAACGUUCUGGAACUGAUCGUGCUCAUCUUCCUCACCUUCAAACGCUAUGAAGGCCCCUACUUCUGGAGCAUGCUGAUCGCCAGCGUCGGCAUCCUCCCGUACUCCGUCGGCUACCUGAUUAAAUUCUUCGACCUGACCUCGGCAACCUGGGUUCCCGUUACGCUAUUAACGAUCGGGUGGUGGACGAUGGUAACCGGACAGUCCUUCGUGCUAUAUUCGCGACUACACCUGGUGAUUCAGAACCUGCGCGUUUUGCGCUACGUGCGCACGAUGAUCAUCACCAAUAUCUUCCUGCUGCACGUCCCGACCACCGUGCUGACAUACGCGGCCAACUUCUCCAACUCGCGCACCUCCGUCGACGGCUACGAUAUUAUGGAAAAGUUGCAGUUGACGGGCUUUUGUGUGCAGGAGGUUAUUAUUUCCGGACUAUAUAUGUGGGAGACAAAUCGCAUGCUGCGCUUGAAUCAAGACCACGUCAGUCGCAAAACCAUCAUGCAGCUGCUCGCUGUCAACGUCUCUUGUAUCCUGAUGGAUAUCGCGUUGAUGAUCAUCGAGUUCAUGAACUUCUACAUCUACCAGACCACUCUCAAGGCUACCUUGUACAGCAUCAAGUUGAAACUCGAGAUCGCCGUGCUGGGCAAGCUGGUCAAUAUCGCGCACCAACAUAUGUGGCGAUCUUCUUCUUUCAACACUGCCGGUGGGCAGUAUCCGUCCUUUGUCGACCCGAGUCGUGCCUUGCAUGACUUCAACCACGCAGACUCGCUGGCUACCAGCUCCGGGUCGAAAGGUCGUACGUCCGGAACUGAAGCACUGGAACCCGGUGUCCCAUGA
This is a messenger RNA of Penicillium brevicompactum, 942 nucleotides long. RefSeq lists its product as uncharacterized. The transcript has a single exon. Lineage: Eukaryota; Fungi; Ascomycota; Eurotiomycetes; Eurotiales; Aspergillaceae. The record is from RefSeq and is a predicted model, not a curated record. Bases 1 to 942 code for a protein of 313 amino acids.